Molecule: messenger RNA, 3179 nt
Organism: Dermacentor andersoni
Lineage: Eukaryota; Metazoa; Arthropoda; Arachnida; Ixodida; Ixodidae
Gene: DZIP1
Product: DAZ interacting zinc finger protein 1
Biological process (GO): cilium assembly
Cellular component (GO): cytoplasm; ciliary basal body
Source: RefSeq, a predicted model, not a curated record
AAAAAAAAGAAAGAGAGGGAACAGGGAAAAAGGAAUUUGAGAAGGAGAAAAACUAAGAGUAAUGCACGCCUUUCGUACGUCCUUCCUCCUGACGACUAUACCUUCUUUCUUUAGUUGCCCUGGAUGUCUGUGGCGCAUACCCACAGCAAGGGGUUCCGCUAACGAAUCGGGUGGUUUACAGGAACGGACAAAGGAGACGGGAAAUAGCAAUUAGGCAGUUAUUGUAACACACAGAUUAUAUUUAAAUGGUACGGAAAGAAGAAAUAGUAGUGAUCGCUUCGUAUUCUUUUUUUCUUAUCUUUUUGAAAUCACGUUGUUGACAUUGUUGUCGAACUGUAGGACACGCUUGUCUUCACCCCCACACUCGCCACCUUUUUUUCUUUCUUUCUAAUGUUUUUUUUUUCUUUUUUGUUCUCUAAUACAUGGAACAUAUCUUCGUUUUGUGCCUUUGAAUAUUCCGUGUCCGAUAUUCAGCGACAGACUAAUCGAUGUCCCGUGGCGGCGCUCAGGUGCACGCCUUUCUUGUUCGGAGCGAGCGACGCGUCACCAUGGCAACGGCUCCCAUGGCCCCAUUCGCGAGCCUGGCGAUUCCAUCCGCGCUGCGCUGGCCUUGCCGGCCACGGACACCAGCAUGCAGCAGGGUCCGGAGCCGGCAUCCUCCGACGCUGGGGAGUCCGCGCAGCCGGUGGUGUCACUGCACGGCUUCCAGUUCCACAGCCGCUGCCAGAAGAUCGACUGGCGCAGGAUCGCGGCUGUGGACGUGGACCAGGUGGCUCGCGAGGUGGACGUGAACGCGCUGCAGAAGAAUGUCACCCACCUCACUUUCUGCGACAUCGACCACGAACUGGAAGGAACGUCAGUGGACACCAACUUCGUCAAGUUAUUCAAGCUGGCACAACUCUGCAUUGAAUAUCUCAUGUACUCGCAGGAUCUCCUGCUCCAGUCGUUGGCUGACACCGAAGAACAGCUGGCGGAGGCGACGCAGGCGCUGGAAGAGGAGCGCAAGUUCCGCAUCUGCGACCAGGAGGCCAUACGAGAGCUGCAGCGCGAGAACCGCAAGCGACGCCGCAUCAUUGAAAACCAGCAGCUGGAGAUGCUACGCUCCGACCGUUUGGCACUCACUGGAGCACCUUGUCCCUACUGCCGCAAGGUGUUCGUCAGCCUGGCGUACCUGCAAGCGCACGUGGUGCGGCGGCACCCGGACAAGCCGGCGCCCACCGAGGACGCCCUGCUGGCGCAGUGGCAGCGAGUGGCCACCGGCACGGCACUGCCGGCCGCCAGCGAGCUGCACCGGGGCCUCCAGGAACUCAGGGGUCUCCUGCUGCAGAAGGACGACGACCACGCCGAGGACAAACUGCUGUUGCGCGACGAGCUGCUGUGCCGGCUGGACGAGCUGCAGCGCAAGUGCGACAGUAUGGCGGUGGGCGGCCGCAAAGUCGGCGUGGCGGCUGCCGGCGAGGCCAGUUCCUGGGAGCUGUCGGCCGAGCCUCCCGGCUCGUUCUCCGAGGGCCAGACGGCGCUGGCCAGCCUGUCCCAGCAGCUGGUGCAGCAGAGGGAGGAAGUGAGCCGCCUGCUCGCGCAGCAGGAACGCCUCUUUCUGCAGCGCAUGGACGCGCUCUCCAGGGACGUCGUGGCGCUCACCAAGACGAGCACCACCCUGGAGCGGAAGCUGUCGCAAAUGGGGGAUCCCAUCCCAGCACGUGGCCACCCCCGUCACUCGCUGCUCUAUCGCGAGGGAGCGGCACCGCAGGCCGCGGGCAUCGGCGUGCGACCCGACGGAUCCAGCUCACCCCUGCGCCUGUCCAGGCCUUACUCCGAGGCGGUCAGGGCGUCGCCGCUGCGCUUUCCGCAGAGCACGCUGUCCGUGCCCGUGCCAGCUCCUCGGCAGCGAAUGUUCUUCAACGGAAAGGGCCUCAGGCAGCCACCGUCGCUGACUUUACCGCGAAAGGAUUCGAGGCUUCACGCAAAAGUUGCCCAGAGCGGCCCUAUAAAAGAGCGGCACGAGAGCAGCACAGAGAGUCUGCGCCCUUUUCCAAGUGGCUGGUCGUCUCCGUUGCAAGCCGUGCUUCGUGGCCGGCACCUGACGCGCCAGGCGGCCAAGGGUGAUUCGCGUUCGGAGCGUAUGAAGUCGGCCGUGCACAGCACGCCGAACCUGAUCGACGCGCUCAAGGAGGAGAUCAUGGACCUCACCCGGAACAAGCUGUCCGGCAUCGGAAUCAACGAGCUGGGCAAGGUCUCAGUUACGGACAGCAUAUUUCGUGACUGCAGCAGGAGACUCAACUCUGAGCGCCGGCUUCUUGCCAAGAAGAACAAGAAAUUCUUCGACGUCCGGCAUCGCAGCGGACCGCCCACGGAGGACCUGUCGACACCGAAAGCGACCCAAGGCUCGCCUGAUGGUAGUUGGCCUUUCGAAGUGAACAGCCUAAACAGCUCAAAGGUGGCCAUUCCACCAUCAAGCAUUCCUAACUCCGACACCCCGAAGGAGAGCUUCGCCUUCAAGUGCCAGACGCCGGCCAGCUCGGAGGCGUCGCCGAGCAGGGGCGAAGGCGUCGCGAGCAGCUGCCGCUUCAGCACCGCCACGCCGGCUCCGCUCAGCAGCAGCGGCAGCGGGGCGCAGAGGCCGCGCCGCUUCCUGGCGCGGUCGUGCCGCUCCCGGCAGCCUUCGUCGAUCGCCACCUCGCACGACCUCAUCAAGCCUCUCAUAUCCAGCAGCGACGAUGACGAAGGCGUGGUGGGCGUACGGCAGCGCAACUUAGCCGGCGCCACCAGCAGCAGGUAUCCGUCGGUGGCGUCCAAGACGCAUCCUCCCCCCGGCAGGCUGAGGUCGUCCCGGCCGCAGACGCGAAUCACCGACCUGGUGCAGUCGAUAGAGUCGCAGCUGUUGAAGCGAUCGGCAAGGCCUCCGAUGGGUGCCGUGAACACGGUCAGCGAGGGUGCCCACCGCAAGGAGUCCGAGAAGGUCGAGGCUGCAGUUCUCAACUCUGGUGACCAAAGGAUUGCGACGGACCUUGUGGGAGCAGCAAGACCUGCAGUGUCGUCAUCAGGUGCUGAAAGAAAAGGACGGCCACCUGUAUUAAAAGAUUACAUCGACGACGAGGAGAGCAUGGAGGAAGUCAGCUAGGGGAACCAAAUUCUCAUUUUUCUUGAGACAGCUAUUAAAAUUGACCGUGGAAGUUUCA